UAGACAUCAAUCUCAGAAAAGCACUGCUUCUGCAUCCUGGUCAAAUCGUCUUUUGCAGAUGAGAACUUCUUUCUUUACUAAAUUGUGUGAUUUUGAAUCAAUGUACUGUGUGAUCCACAAUACUGGUGGUAAAGGAAAACCGUAACAACACAGUGAACAUGAUGUUGAUACAUUCAGUCAAAGCAAGAAUUUCACUCAUUCACUUCAUUCAUUAGCUGAUUAGCACUGACUUUGAUGUACUAGCUAUAAAUCACUGCCACAUUUGCACUUGUGCGGUUCUUAGCAUAUUAAUCAUUUAGACAACAAUGACUGUGCAGGUAUUCAUGGUGCCACUUUUAAUUAUCUACCAUGCACUCAGUUUCUCUCAUCAUUUAGGUCUUAAGCGGGGAUUGAUUGAUCAUGGGAGGACCUUGAGUCAUGGUUAGAUAGUCCAUGGCAAAGUGACUGUUCUCACGUAAAACGUGUUGCCCCCUCAAACAGGAAGUUUAUAUACCGUAGUCGUAAGCACACACAUUCUUUGAAUGUGCAAGCUGUGUGUGAUUCAAAAUUGGUCAUAACAAACAUUGUGGUGAAAUAACCAGGUUUAGUUUGCCGCUUCCAUUAACACUUCCAAUUCAAUACUUGAGACCCCAAGUUUGCUUUGCUUGCUCUGCUCCCCCAAAUUUUCCAUGGUAAAAACCAAUCAGAGCUACAUAAAGCAUAAAAUAAUAGGGCAGUCUCCCCUACUUUUAUACCUGUUGCCAAUUGUGAAACAAUCUUAGUAUAUCACACACAACUAACACAGCAUGCAAUCUGUUAGAGUGAACAUGCAAUUUAGCAGCCGCUUUUUGGGAUGUCAGCGAACAGGUCCUAUGAGGUCCAUAGUGCUCAAUUAGAGAAGUACCGUAUUUUCACGACCCUAAGGCACACUUAAAAGUCUUAAAUAUACUCCAAAAUGGUCGGGGUGCCUUCUAAUGCCUUGUGUAUGCAACGAGUUCCAACAUCUAUAAAUGUUGUUGUGUGAUGAGCGCUCCGCUUGACUUUUUUUUGACCGCUUGACCGACUGGGAGCAUUUUCUGCCGACAUGCUGCUUAUACAGAGGAAAAGCGGACGUGGCUGAGGACAGCAUGUGGACGUAAAGGGGGAAGGGUGUGUUAAGGAGGACGCUAAAGCCACGUCCCCAGUAGGUAUAUAGCGCCCCGGGUGUGCAUUGUGCAAAACAAUAUCGGUUUGGCUAAGGACCCCCGAAAAUGGCACCUAUGAAGAGACACGCUUACGAAGCACAGUUUAAACUGCAAUCUAUCAGUUACGCGGAGGAACGUGGGAAUCGAGCAGCCGCGAGAGAAUUCAAGAUCAACAAAUCCAUGGUUCGCAAGAGGAGGAAGCAGGAAAACGAGCUUCACCAAGUCAAGAAGAUGAAGCUAGGUUCCAUGGAAAAAAAGAAAAACAAAACGCGGAAACAAGGCGAGGUGGCCCGAGUUGGACUAAGGACCCCCAAAAGUGGCACCUACGAAGAGACACGCUUACGAAGCACAGUUUAAACUGCAAGCUAUUAGUUACGUGAAGGAACAUGGGAAUCGAGCAGCCGUGAGAGAAUUCAAGAUCAACAAAUCCAUGGUUCGCAAGUGGAGGAAGCAGGAAAACGAGCUUCGCCAAGUCAAGAAGACGAAGCUGAGUUUCCGUGGAAAAAAAAGACAAAACAAAAUGCGGAAACAAGGCGAGGUGGCCCGAGUUGGAAGACAAACUCGAGCAAUGGAUUAAUGAGCAAAGAACAGCCGGGAGAAGCGUCUCUACAGACACCAUUCGACUGAGUGCAAUAACUCUGCCAUGUGCAGCAAGUGAGAAAGCUUGUCAUCAUUCCGGGAGGAUUGACUAAGGAACUCCAACCGCUGGACAUCCGUGUAAACAAGGCAUUCAAAGUGAAGUUGCGAGCGGCGUGGAAGCGAUGGAUGACAGAUGGCGAACACAGCUUUACUAAGACUAGGAGGCAGCACCGGGCAAGUUACGCCACAAUUUGUGAAUGGUUUGUGGAUGCUUGGGCUAACGUGUCUGCUUGCACUGUUUUUUCGAGCUUUCGUAAAAGCCGGCAUCAUUUCUGAGGAGCCGCACGGCAACGAGACUGACUCGAACAAUGACGAGAGGGAACCUGCCGUGUUUGAUUGAGAACCUGCCCAACUGUUCAUUUCGGAUACAGAAGAUGAGGACUUUGAUGGAUUUGUGGGUGAGGAUUGAUCAAAAUAUAACGAGUGGAUAUUCGAGACACCUUCAAUUUUCUGAAGUCUUCUGAAAUCAGGAAUCUUAAAUCUGAAAUCAAAUUCUGGCACGCACUAUCACACACUCACUACAAGAAAGCAACAAGUGCAAUAACUGUGCCCAAUGGAUCUGAUAUUUUCAAGCAAUUUACUCAUCAUGCUGUAACUGAAGGUUCACAUUUUUUUACCCUUCAAAGGUAAAACAGGCUGCUGAUUAUUCUCACAAAACACAUAGGCAAGGGACACUUUCCACUUGUACAAUUAGUCAGCACAGAAACAGCAUGGCCAACCGUGACCAAAACAACAUAUACCACCAAAGUGAUGGGGACAGCUAUGGGACAUAUGGCGAAGGUGAUGGAGGUGGUCACGAUGGAUAUGGCUACCAAGCCGAAUACCCUCCCCAGGAAGAGGACGCUGCUAGUGAUGUAACUGAAGGUCAUGAUGAAGAAGACCAGAUGUACGAAGGAGAGUAUCAAGGUAUACCACAUCCUGACGAGGUCAAGGCCACACAAAGAGCUGCAAGGGCGAAAUCUCGAACUGGCGGUGCACUCUCAGAACUGCAGGAGCUAUCGGAACAGUAUGAGGAUAUCAUGGAAGAUUGUGGCCAUGGAAAGUUCCAGUGGACACUCUUCAUGGUGCUGGGCCUGGCUCUGAUGGCUGAUGGGGUCGAAUGUUUUGUGGUUGCCUUUGUUCUACCAUCUGCCGAAAAGGAUUUGUGCCUGUCCAAUGCAGAGAAAGGGAUGCUGGGUCUAAUUGUCUUCCUGGGUAUGAUGGUGGGAGCGUUCAUAUGGGGUGGUCUCGCAGACAAAGUUGGCCGUCGACGCUGUUUGGUUGUGGCAUUAGCUAUAGACUGCGUCUUUGUCUUCCUGUCCUCCUUCGCCCAAAGCUAUGGUUUCUUCCUCUUCUUCAGGCUGCUGUCAGGCAUCGGUAUCGGCGGCACAGUGCCGAUUGUCUACUCGUACUUCUCUGAGUUCCUCCAGAUGGACAAGCGAGGAGAGCAUCUGUCCUGGUUGUGUAUGUUCUGGAUGAUUGGUGGGAUAUAUGCAUCUUUCACUGCCUGGGGAAUCAUUCCCAGAUAUGGUAAGAUUCUAAUAUUUCUAUUGUAUUGUAUCUACAAAUACAACUUUGUAUAUAAUCUCAAGUUUAAUAAUCUGUUUGUAUUUUGUGUAGGUUGGGGGUUCAGUAUGGGCACAGAGUUCCAGUUCCACAGUUGGAGGUUAUUUGUUCUGGUUGCAGCUCUUCCUGCCAUUGCCUCUCUGGUCGGACUAACUUUUAUGCCUGAGAGUCCUCGCUUCUUGCUUGAGAAUGCCAAGCACGAUGAAGCAUGGAUGAUUCUGAAGCAGGUCCACGACACCAACUGGAGAGCCAAAGGACAGCCAGAAAAAGUCUUCACCGUGACUCAUAUCAAGGCUCCGAAGACAGCAGAGGAUGAGAUAAUUGAGAUUCAAAGUGCUACAGGAACAGCUGUACAACGCUGGGUUGUCCGCUCACUUACACUCUGUAAACUGGUGCUAAAGAACGUAGCAUCUCUCUUUUCUGCUGAGCUGAGGUUUGCUACUCUCUUCAUGGCCAUCAUCUGGUUCUGCAUGGCUUUCAGCUACUAUGGCCUAUCUGUGUGGUUCCCAGACAUGAUCAAGCACCUUCAAUAUGAAGAGUAUGAGUCAAGAGUCAAGGUAUUCCAUAAAGAGAAAGUGGAGAACUUCUAUUUCAACUUUUCUUUAGAGAAUCAAGUCCAUAAAGAAGGGGAAUACAUCCAUGACAAGUUCAUCAAAAUAGAACUGAAGUCUGUGAAGUUUGAGGACUCAUUGUUUGAAGACUGUCUUUUUGAGGACAUCAAGUCCACUGACACAGUGUUCGAGAACUGCACCAUACGCAACACUGUCUUCAACAAUACAGAUCUGAAGGAGAAGUUCAUCGACUGUAAAAUGGAAAACAACACCUUUGAGCAUGACAAACGUGGCUGCCACCUGGACACUGGUGAAGAGAAUGAUGUCCUCAUAUAUCUGGUCAGCUUCCUCGGCAGUCUGGCCGUGUUGCCUGGGAACAUCAUCUCCGCCCUCUUCAUGGAGAAGAUUGGCAGAGUCAAGAUUAUCGGUGGCUCCAUGCUCGUCUCAGCAGGGUGUAGCUUUUUCCUGUUUCUGAGCUUCAGCCAAUCAGCGAUCAUCGCUCUACAGUGUCUCUUCUGUGGCGUCAGUGUGGCUGCAUGGAAUGGCAUCGAGGUGGUGACAGUAGAGCUGUACCCUGCUUCUAAAAGGGCAACAGCCUUUGGCGUCCUGAAUGCUCUCUGUAAGUUGGCAGCAGUUCUUGGCAGCUCUAUCUUCGCCAGUUUUGUGGGCAUCACCAAAUCCAUCCCCAUCCUGCUGUCCUUCACUGCGCUGGUCUGCGGCGGCAUGGUUGCCCUCAAGCUGCCUGACACGCGAGAGAAAAUUCUCCAGUGAGGUCACUUGAGGUCCAGUAAUUGAGAGUGUUUAAGACAUAUUGUAUUUUCUUGAUUUUGAAAUCUUUGCAGCACCGAUUGACUUUUACAGUAAUUUUCUUUCCAAAGCAAGAAUGGAAAAAACUAACACUUUUCAAAUAUAAAAUGCCAUGUUUUAAUGUUGUUGUUGUUUUGUUUUUUUUUUAAUGUUGACAAUGCGUGUUUUGAGAGGCUGCUCCGCCUGAUAAAUAUAGUUUGUUUUAGGGAUCAGGGAAGGGAUGAUCCUGAGAUAAUGUGUGAAAAGAAUAUUCCUACACUAAUUAAAAUUACAUACAAGCACAUUAGAUGACAAAAAACACAUGAACUAAUUGAUCAUCAUUUCACCUGCUCUGUAUUGAAUGUCUAAUGGGGAAAAAUUACAUUACAAACUUUCAACUGAAGUCCGGGUUUGUCUCAGUAGAAAUAAAGUCCACACUACAAUUGUGAUCAGCUGUAAACAUAACAAACAAGUGUACUCUCACAAGAGGGUCUUCUACACAGAGGCAACCAAUCAGAGGAAAGGGGGCGGUUUUAGCCACAUAUGGACAAAGCGGAUACAAAACUGGGUCAAACAGAAGUAGUUUCAGAGGGGCCUUUUCUGGGCACUUGUAUGACAAAACCAAGGUGUUUUUUCAAAUGAAAUUGACACUUUUAUACUAAGUCCAUGUUAGAGAGUCACUCUAUGGAGGUCUAAAUAGCCAAAUUACAGUACAUUUAUUGGCUAAAUCACACUUAUUCCUUUAGCCGGGGGUUUGUCAAACCAAGUUUUUACCAUAGUAAGUUAUUUAUUGUUAUUCAUUAACUGCUUUUACAAUGAUGAUGUUCAUUUUUGUAUUGACACUAUCGGAGAGUAUUCAUGCAUUCAUGAUCUAUUAUCCUAUUAGCAACUCGUUACAAAUGUUUAUUUUCAUGACUACAGCAAAUAAACAAAUAAAGGUCCACUGAAAUUAAAUUUACUGUUAUGUACCCCAAACAUGAAUGUUAACAUCUCUGAUAGUGUCACUCAAAAAUUGCAUGCUUACCUUUGUAAAGGUAAACUAUUUAAUACAACUUUAUUUAUGAAAUCCCUAACAUUUGGAUAUGUAAUUAAAGUGUCUAAAGUGCACAGUGACUACUUAACAGGCAUGUGAAUAUUGCAUUAUAAGCAGGUCCCACAAUUGAUGAACACAUCAACACACUAAAUACACGUGCACGCACGCACGCGCACACAUGCACACGCACGCACGCCCGCACGCACACUGUAUGAGAGAUGGAGCUAACUUUUUUUAUUUUUCUUGUACAAUUUGAUGUUAACAUUGUAUUCAUUGGAAGUGGUUCCCUGCCACAAUUGGUUGUGUAAGUGAUUAACUGCAUGUUUGUCUGUUUUCUCUUUGGGUAUGUGUCUAUCAACGUGUACCUUUAAAAAUGUCCUCAUCUGGUCCGUGUUUACUCAAAAUUAUUAAUUUCUCUGCAUAUGACUCACAACUCAUAUUGUCUGAGACGGAAUGUGAUACUAAAAUGUACUCAGCGUUCUCCAAAGAGAAAGAGAAAUGGAUGUCAAGAUGUCAGCCUGCACCAUCUGUUGUUUGGCUCUGGUUGUGGACUUUCAAGGAUGACAUCUGAUGACAAUUGCACCAACAGAUCUACUUAGCUUUCGGUGAACAUACUGUAAAUACUAAGCUGUGACCAAACUAAUUAUCCAUAUAGCGGAAAUGCUCUAGAAAAAACACCUUCAUUACGGCACUUUGCUUAAAUGCAGUGAACAUAAGUAAGUCAGUGAACAUAAUCGUGAGCACAGGAUAAUAAUAUACAGUGCGGUCACUGCGUUCCUCUGCCACUUGAGGUGUUGGUUACUAGCCACCUCUGCAUGGCUUGGCCACUGCAGCAUCUAUGACAUCAUCCACAACAAAUGACAUACAUAACAUAACAUAACAUAACAUAACAACAGUGCAAUCCCUGAUGUGUAAAAGGGGGCUUUGGAGAAGUUAAAACAUUAAAAACACACAGAGCAAUACUUCUGAUGCUCUAUAAUUGCUGUUGCUAUCAAAUGCAAUGUUGGGAAUAGUUAUGAUGACUCUUGUUAGAAUAUUUUGUUAUUAAGCGCAAAUUUUAUUUGGUUCUCAAAUUUUAAUUGUGUGCAUUUUUUAAAUCUUUACUUAUUUCCAUAUUUUAUACUAUUGUGCUGUCCGCAGUCAUUUUACUGCUGAUUGAGAUCUACAAACUGUUAAGUUGUACUCAUUGUCCAAUCAUCAUAAUUGUGGCUGCAAAAAAAAGAGCAAAUCAGGAAAUGUUGAGAGUAUCUUAUUUAAAUUUGUUGUUGUCAUAACACCAAUAACCAAAUUGCUUAUGACAAAGAAAUAGGAACAUAUUUAUGGCUUAUCAUAUUUGUUAUUCCCCUGUGUCAUUAUUUGUGUCUGGAACAAGUGAAAGCAAAGCCCACAUUUUGUUCCAAGUGCUAGUGAUUAAUAUUAUUGUCUUUCAUUCAUUAGUGGUUCAUAGUUUGAUUUGAUUUCUAUUUAUUACAUGUGUAUUGGUGGCAAUUAAAGCAAAAUUUUCAAUGCUUUGCAGUC
Messenger RNA from Phyllopteryx taeniolatus (common seadragon), 7235 nucleotides. Its product is annotated as synaptic vesicle glycoprotein 2B-like. Gene Ontology annotation, molecular function: transmembrane transporter activity. Gene Ontology annotation, biological process: transmembrane transport; chemical synaptic transmission. Lineage: Eukaryota; Metazoa; Chordata; Actinopteri; Syngnathiformes; Syngnathidae. The record is from RefSeq and is a predicted model, not a curated record. The coding region runs from base 2513 to 4669 and encodes 718 amino acids. Gene Ontology annotation, cellular component: membrane. The transcript has 14 exons.